GCCUUGUUAUCCAUAAACCAAGCCAAGCCUCUUAAGAAGCCCUGUCUUUCAAGAUUCCAUGGCUGAAUUCACAGCAGAUUUGCAGAGCUUUAGAGUCUCAUUUCCUGUGUCAGAUAUUGAUCCAAACAUGGAGAUAGCAAACCAAUAUGCAGGACUAAACCCAAGUGUGCUGACCACUUCAGACAUGGAUUUCCAAUGCUUAAUGCCUUUCUCCAGUGAUAAUUUCUUUAGCCAUCAUCAAGCACCAGAAUUCACUGGAAACUUGGCUGAAAAUUUUCCUUGGACUCUCCAUCAUUUGAAUCAGAAUGAGGUGCCUGUUGCUCAGCCUAUGAAUGUUUCAGCUGGAAAUGAACUCCAUGACAGUAAGAAGAGAAAAGCAAUGGACAAGCCAGACAGCAGCUCUGGCACCUCAAGUCCCCAAGUUUCUGAAACUGGAAUCAAGAGGAAAAACAGUUCAGGAAGAGGGAAGAGAGUGAAAAGCAACGAGAAGGAAGAAGAGAAACCAAAGGAAGUGGUUCAUGUUAGAGCUAGAAGAGGCCAAGCUACUGAUAGUCACAGCUUAGCGGAAAGGGUUAGAAGGGGAAGGAUCAAUGAAAGACUCAGAUGCUUGCAAGACAUUGUCCCUGGAUGCUAUAAGAGCAUGGGAAUGGCAGUGAUGCUGGAUGAGAUAAUUAAUUAUGUCCAAUCCUUACAAAAUCAGGUCGAGUUCCUUUCCAUGAAGCUUACUGCAGCAAGUUCAUUUUAUGACUUCAACUCAGACAGAGAUGCUUUAGAAACAAUGCAGAGAGCCAAGGCAUAUGAGGCAAAAGAGUUGGAGAGACUGAUGAAAGAAGGGUAUGGAGGAGUCACUUGCUUCCACUCAACCUGGUCCCUUUGACUUCACUUUUGGAAGUCACUCACUUCCAUACAUGAUACAACAUGAAGAAGCUUCGUUUCACAAUAUUUCCAAUUUGAAAAAAGUUAUAUAUUUGUCACCACUUCAUGCUAUACAAGCACAAGUGGAUAUUCAUACCUGUACAAGUCCUAACAUGUUGGGAAAUUCAAUUCAGAUUAAUAAAAAAAAGGCUCUUAACUUUUA
This is a messenger RNA of Carya illinoinensis, 1078 nucleotides long. RefSeq names its product transcription factor BEE 3-like. Gene Ontology annotation, cellular component: nucleus. The transcript has 6 exons. Gene Ontology annotation, biological process: regulation of DNA-templated transcription. The record is from RefSeq and is a predicted model, not a curated record. NCBI's taxonomy places the organism in Eukaryota, Viridiplantae, Streptophyta, Magnoliopsida, Fagales, Juglandaceae. Gene Ontology annotation, molecular function: protein dimerization activity; DNA-binding transcription factor activity. Bases 59 to 877 code for a protein of 272 amino acids.